This is a messenger RNA of Anneissia japonica, 867 nucleotides long. RefSeq names its product tropomyosin-like. The transcript has a single exon. The annotation marks the transcript as partial. Lineage: Eukaryota; Metazoa; Echinodermata; Crinoidea; Comatulida; Comatulidae. The record is from RefSeq and is a predicted model, not a curated record.
AUGUCCGCGUUGAGAGAAUCGUCCGACGUUCGCAGCAUCGCGGAGGAAGAGGUCGAACGUCUCAAGACCGAACUCGCUUCCAAGACGGAUGCACUGAAGGAAAGGGAUCUGGACGUGGUUCGCUUGGAAUCGGAUCUGAAAGCCGCGAGGAGAAAGUCGAUGCAGCCGCCACCUGAAGAGAGCGGACUCGAGCUGCAGCAAAAGCUGCAGGAAGCCGUCCGCAAACUGAAAGACCGAGAGAGAUCGCACGCCGACUUGGAAGAGGAGUUGGAAGAAAAAGAUGACAAAAUCAGUGCGCUGAAGAAAGAGUCGACGCUCGCCAAGACCGCGAUGUCCAUGUACGAAAAGCGGGUGGACGUCUUGGAAGAAAACCUGAAAACGGCUUGCAAGCGAUACGACGAGGAAGUGAAAAACAGACGGAUUGUGGAGGCGGCCGUGAAAAAGGCAGACGAGCACGCGCAAUCCAUGGCCGACAAGAACGUCGAAUUGCAGAGAGAACUGUUAAGACGGCAACCCGAAGAGUCGUUGUACGAAAUGGAAGUGAGCAUCGGAGAGAAGGAGGAGUUGCGGCGAGAGCAAUCCGAUCUGGAGGAGGAACGGAAGACGGUUAUGCGAUUGAAGAGUGCGAUCGAGGACCUGAAAAAGGACCAAACGCGUCAUUCGGAGGUUCUUGAAGAGAACAGGAACCUGAAGGAGGAGGUGGAAGCGAACGCCAGGAGGAUCGAAAGUAUCGACGACGAACUUCGCUCGUCGAAACGGACGCUCGGCGACAGAGACAGACUGAUUUCGGACAAAGAUCGAGCGACGUCCAACCUCAAGAAGGAAAUCGCCACUCUCAGAGACGAACUUCGUGCCGAAAAGGACAAG